Molecule: messenger RNA, 1495 nt
Organism: Trifolium pratense (red clover)
Lineage: Eukaryota; Viridiplantae; Streptophyta; Magnoliopsida; Fabales; Fabaceae
Product: phosphomannomutase
Exons: 13
Coding region: 536-1279 (247 amino acids)
Biological process (GO): protein N-linked glycosylation; mannose metabolic process; GDP-mannose biosynthetic process
Cellular component (GO): cytosol
Molecular function (GO): phosphomannomutase activity
Source: RefSeq, a predicted model, not a curated record
AUUCACAUCCUCACCUAACCACCUCUUCCUCACGCCGCCGCCCCUCCCCGUCCGUCAUAACGGCGGCGUCCAUCCACUAUUAUUCUCCACACACCAACUCGCCGUCUUGCUAUCUCGCCAAACCUCACCGUUCCACCGCCGCAAUCUCUACAAACAUAGCAAUCUAAAUAACAUAACAUUUAAAUACAAGCCACUGGAAAUUGAAUAAACCAGUAACAAACGCAACACAUUGUCAGAGACUAUGAUCUACUAUAGUUCUCCAGUUUCUUCAUCCUGAUUUUCCACUCUCAUUCAUCAUCGAUCUAUUCAUAAAAUAAAUUUUAGUAAUUAACACACCGUCACUGUGAGGAACGGUAGUGGCGGCGGUGGAGCGACGGCGAGAGGAACAGGGAGGAGAUAUGGCGAUGAGAUCACACCUCAUCCAAUCUAUAUAAACCCACCCAUUCAAGAUCCAUUUUCUUCCAUCUCUGCUUCCUUCUCCUCUAUUUCCACACUCUCCUCUCAGGUUUGGGUGCUUGAUUAACUAGUUAUAAUAAUGGCUGCUCUCAAACCUGGUGUCAUUGCUUUGUUUGAUGUUGAUGGGACUCUUACUGCUCCUAGGAAGGGGGCUACUCCCGAGAUGUUGAAAUUCAUACAAGAACUACGAAAGAUUGUAACUGUUGGAGUUGUUGGGGGUUCCGAUCUUGUGAAGAUAUCGGAGCAACUUGGCCAGACAGUUACCAAUGACUAUGAUUAUGUAUUUUCUGAGAAUGGUCUUGUGGCUCAUAAGCAAGGAAAGCUCAUUGGAACUCAGAGCCUGAAGACAUUUGUUGGGGACGAAAAGCUCAAGGAAUUUAUUAAUUUUACGCUUCAUUACAUUGCUGACUUGGAUAUCCCUAUUAAGAGGGGAACAUUUAUAGAGUUCCGUAGUGGGAUGCUGAAUGUGUCGCCGAUUGGGCGAAACUGUAGCCAAGAAGAAAGAGAUGAAUUUGAGAAGUAUGACAAGGUUCAGAACAUCCGCUCAACAAUGGUUUCUAUACUUCGCGAGAAGUUUGCACACCUUAACUUAACAUUUUCCAUUGGAGGACAGAUAAGCUUUGAUGUUUUCCCUCAAGGUUGGGACAAAACAUACUGCUUGAGAUACCUUGAUGAUUUCAAGGAAAUCCACUUUUUUGGUGACAAAACUUACAAGGGUGGAAAUGACCAUGAAAUCUAUGAAUCUGAACGGACUGUUGGUCACACAGUUACCAGCCCUGAAGAUACCAUAAAGCAGUGUAAAUCUUUGUUCGUGGAAAAUUAAGAUUUUGCAGCUGCACAUCAUUACUGAUACUGAACAACAUGGAGCAAUGUUUUACAGAGAAGACCACAGGAUUCAAAUCUCAUAAAGCCUAAACAGUCUUAAAUUGUUUACUGGAUUUUCCAUCAUCUGUGAUAGAGUACUUGAUUUGUUCUAGUAAUCCUUAAUUGUAAUUGAUUUGUUUCCUGGAAAUAAUGAAGUCGCUAUAGUUAAAUUUCA